AAUUUGUGGUGAAGAGAGGCCAAGAGGACACGGCUGAUUACUUAACGCUGGCAUGUUAUGCUGCUCACAAUCUUUUCGUCUGCGGAAACACUUUAAAAAUCGUUGCAUUUAUAGCGACAGCGAUUUAUAGCUGACCUCUGCCGUUGUCAUCUGUAAAGGUGAUGUUGAUGUUUCAUAAUAACUAUUUUUAGAACAAAUGUGAUUUUAUUUUAGCCUUUUAUCUGCACAGGCAUUAACUGCUUCCCCCACGAUCCGAAGCCGCUUAUCGGAUGUGUUGAAAAUGGCAUUUAAAAAAGUGUAUAUCAGUAUUGGCUAUGCCACCGUUGGAAUGUUGUUCGGUUUCUCCGUUUUCCUCGUGUGGAACUUCGCCUACCGACAACCGUGGACGGCAGCGAUGGGUGGAUUAUCAGGUGUACUGGCAUUGUGGGCGUUGGUCACACAUAUCAUGUAUGUUCAGGAUUAUUGGCGCACGUGGCUCAGAGGACUCAAGUUCUUCCUCCUCAUGGGGCUCAUCUUCUCCCUGCUGUCAAUCAUCGCCUUCAUCGCCUUCCUCUCCCUCGCCAUCGAACGCAAAGAGUCACUGAGAGACCCAAACAGCCUGUUCCUGGCCAGCGUGUGGAGCUUUAUGAGUCUGAAAUGGGCAUUCCUGUUGUCGCUGUAUUCCCACCGCUACCGCAAGGAGUUUGCCGACAUCUCUAUCCUCAGUGACUUUUAGACACACACAAAUGUGCACGCACAGGUUUUAAGAGAUUUCCUGUCAGACACACACACACAAAAAACAUGCACCAAAACACACAUGUACGUUCACACCAAAAGGAUGUCAUAAACCUGGGAGAGAGAUGUUUUUUUAUUUGUGUUUGAGGGCUGGAUGGUUUUUAUAUUUGUAAGUCAUGAUUGGUUCAGACACACCCUUUCAUGCUGAGGCAUUGUGUGUAGGGUCACUUAUCCUUUAAGCAUUUGAACAUUGUUGAAAUGAUUUGUCUGAUAAUGUCUGAGAGGGGGAGCGCCUGGAAGAGCAUGUGUUGGUUUGGAUCAUGUUGGUUGUGUGACUGAAGAUCUGAGAUUGGAGACCAUGGAAGAGACAGACAAGACUAGGACAGCACUGUAUUAAAUUUUCUUACACACACACACACUGACACUGAUAUGAAACACCAUGUCUGUAAUUGAAAUGCUGUGUGUCUGGCACUCAGUGUUGCUUUUCUUUGUAUUAUUUAGAUACAAACAAACCUUCAUACUGAGAUUCUAAUUCUGUCAAUGUAACACUUUUAUAUAACUUUGCCACUGUUCUUUAACUAUAUAUAGAUCUGUCUGUAUGUGUAUAUUAAUGUCCUCUUGCUCUCUUAUGAAUACUCCAUAAUGUUAAGUGUGUAUGGACUGUAUUUAUGUA
This is a messenger RNA of Chanos chanos (milkfish), 1387 nucleotides long. It is a transcript of the gene slc48a1b, whose product is annotated as solute carrier family 48 member 1b. The record is from RefSeq and is a predicted model, not a curated record. Bases 281 to 715 code for a protein of 144 amino acids. NCBI's taxonomy places the organism in Eukaryota, Metazoa, Chordata, Actinopteri, Gonorynchiformes, Chanidae. The transcript has 3 exons. Gene Ontology annotation, molecular function: heme transmembrane transporter activity; heme binding. Gene Ontology annotation, biological process: heme transport. Gene Ontology annotation, cellular component: lysosomal membrane; plasma membrane.